AUGGCGGCUUCCACGGCUACCCCACGAGGGUCCGUGGCUCCACCCAAGCGGGGAAUCUUCGGGGGUUAUACGUUCAAGCUCAACCCCCCGAGGGACAGCACCCUGACGGGAGCCGGAGAGAGGGGGAGGAUGGACACUGCGCCUGCCGCGCCGAGCAAGAAGCCGCGCACCUGGGCCAGUGCCAGUGCCAGCCAAACCGGCACGGGGUCCAGCGGCGCCGCCACCACGCUUGCCGCCGACCCGAUCCUGGUGGAGGAAGAGCCCGCAGCGGACAGCCCAGCUGCAGGAACCGGGACAGAGGGGGACAAGGCUCCCGCUGCCAGCACGGCGGCCCCGCAAGGCACUGUUGUGCCCUCAACAGGGGCAGGCGAGGCGGUGAUCGACCUCCCCUCCAACGUCGAGGACGUUGGGGCGGGGGACAAGCCAGAGGCGGCCUCCGUCGCUACCGAAGCGGGGCCCGGCAGCACGCCCCCGGCCUCGCAGGCCGGAGCUCAGGCUCGCCUCAACGAGAAGAGUGAGCUGGUCAGCAGCUACUCCUCCCAGCUCCAGGUGCUACGCACAAAGCUGGAGGAGCAGGCUAAGGCCGCGGAGGAUGCAGCCGCAGCGUCGGCGCGGCAGGAGAAGGAGCUCAACUCCGCCAAGGAGAAGAACGCCCACCUCGAGUCAGAAUUGUCCACCGCCCGGAGUGAGCUCGUCAAGAUGGGCGAGGACAAUGUGGCCAAGGCCAAGGAGAUGGCGCGGUUCGCGGAAGUCCUCCGCAAGGCCAAGCACGCGGUGGCGCUAGCGCGCAGCAACCACGACAAGUUGGCGAGGCAGCGGCGGGAGGAGAUCGAGAAGCAACGCGAGAUCGCCCAGGCGGUGCACGAGCUGCAGACCGCGAAGGUGGACGGCACGGAUAUGAUGAGAAUCAUGAAUGACCGUCAUGUGGACAAGACGGCAUUCUUAAGUAACAAUACUGAGAAUGUACAUGGAUGGAAAAAUAGUGGUCUUUGCCGCAAGUCUCGGCUAUGUCGAUGA
Messenger RNA from Brachypodium distachyon (stiff brome), 1017 nucleotides. RefSeq names its product nucleoporin NSP1-like. Bases 1 to 1017 code for a protein of 338 amino acids. The record is from RefSeq and is a predicted model, not a curated record. The transcript has 5 exons. Lineage: Eukaryota; Viridiplantae; Streptophyta; Magnoliopsida; Poales; Poaceae.